GCCGCGCCUCAAGUCCACCGCCAGGGUGUGAUACUCGCGCUGAAACACCCCACGCGGCGGGGCUAGCGGUAUACCGUGGAACAGGCUCCACAUGAAAGCAAGGUGGAGGCUCGGCCGCACAGAGAACCGACAUGACGCCUCCGAGUCGCCGGCGCCGGGUCCGCUUCCGAUGCCAACAUUGUAGAACAUGUAUCAUGUCCAGCGACUGCAUUUGAUUGCGGGAGAGUGGAGGGAAAUAUAACUGCAGUAAGCCCAGCCUUUAUCUCCCUGUACUCCCCAUCGUCCUCUACACCCAUGUCUGUCCAGCUGUCACGGUUUUCGUCAUGCUACCCGUCAAUUCCAGUUAGCAGGGAAUCCUAUUACUCGUUUGUCUUCGCACGCGAUAUUUUCAGCGACAACCAUCCGUUCACCAUCAAUGGCCAAACCGGCGCGAUCAUCACCCGCAGGCAGCUCAGAGAGAGCUCUCUUCGGCUAGCGCAUGGCCUGCGUAACGCCGGCAAUGUCGGUCUGCAUCCGUUGGCGAAGGGGUCGACGGCGAUGUUAUUAAGCCCUACCACGGACCUGUACAUGGUCGUGCAAUUUGCUAUGGCUGCAGCGGGCAUAGCAUGUGUCCUUGCAGAUCCUGCUUUCUCGAAACAUGAGCUCGCACACGCGAUUACCGUCAGCGACACAGAACAUAUUCUGGCGCAUCCGUCGGCGAUGCCGCUCGCGCUCGAGACGUUGCGGUCCCUGGGGUACUCAGAGGACGAGAUCAAGCGACGUGUCAUCAUCGUAGCUCCAAACAGCGAGGUGCCGUCCGAGUAUAGAACCGGCUCGUGGAUCAAUUUGGACAGACUCGAUUGCACACCGGUGCCCUGCAUUCCAGAACGCUUCGACGACGAUGCGUCAGAGGCAACUACGCUCAUCUAUUUCAGCUCAGGCACCACGGGCCUAAGCAAGGGCGUCGAGCUCUCGCACAGGAAUGUUGUCGCAAGCAUCACCCAACUGGUCUCUGUCGAUCUGUACAACGCGACAAACCGCGACGUAACGAUCACCGGCAUCCCGCUCUUCCACGUCCUGGGUGGCCUAUAUCUCGUCAUGUUCUCGCUAUUCAAGGGAGUUCCGGUCGUACUCCUCCCGCGCUUUGUGCCUGAUGAGUAUUUGGCCUGCAUUGAGAAGUAUAGGGUGUCGACCAUUAUCACUGCACCGCCCGUGCUCCUCCUUUUGACGAACCACCCGCUUGUGGACAAGUAUGACCUUUCCUCGCUCCGCAGGCUCGGCAUUGGCGCUGCGCCUGUGUCCGCAGAGAUGAUGCUUGCAUGUAAGGCGCGCUUCGCGCGGCGCGGCUGGCACCUCGAGGUCGGUCAGGGGUACGGCAUGACGGAGCUCAGUGGUGUGGCCACGCAUAUUCCUCUCGAAGAGAUAGAGGGGCGCCCAACGAGCAUUGGGAUCAUCUUCCCAAACUGUGAAAUGCGUAUUGUCGACGAGGAGUCAAAGGACGUGCCCGUCGGUACGCCCGGCGAGCUCUGGAUAAGGAGCCCCGCAGUCAUGAAGGGAUACGCAAAGAACCCGAACGCGACGGCGGAGACAAUCACGCCGGAUGGAUGGCUCAGAACAGGGGAUGUUGCAAUAGCCGACAAGGACGGCUUCCUAUCAAUCACGGACCGCAUUAAAGAACUCAUCAAGUAUAAGGGUUUCCAAGUCGCGCCCGCAGAACUCGAAGGCAUCCUCAAUUCGCACCCAGAUGUGAGCGAUUGCGCAGUGAUCGGCGUGCACUCGAAAGAGGAGGCUACUGAGCUGCCCAAAGCAUACAUCGUCCCUCGAGAUGCCAAGCAUCUUUCGUCCCCCGACAGAGAAAGCUUUAUUUGGGGCAUGCACGCAUGGCUCUCGACGCGCGUUGCAGCGUACAAACGCCUACGUGGAGGUAUCGCACUGAUCAAUGAGAUACCGAAAAGCGCGUCAGGCAAGAUCUUAAGGCGCGUGUUGCGCAAAACGGAAGAGAUGCGCCAGCCGGUUGUUGCAAUGCUGUAAUAUAUGGCGUUUUCAUUCGUCUUUACAACACGCUACGCGAUCUUGGAGGAGCGGACGUGUGCCAUAUGUGUGCAUGUUACGAUGGGAGGGUUUGCGGCGGGUGUGGGACUCGCCACAUGUACACUUGAAUUUCUCAACGGCUCGUCCGUGACACCCAGAUCAGACAACACACCAGAAAAUCUUCAUAGAGACAUGAGGGAUACCGUCAACUCAACGUGAUAUUAAAUCAUACCAGUAUCCUUGUACUACGGACAGUGCCCUCAACCGAGCAGGCAGCUUCAGAUGCUUCUGCGGUGAUCAAUUGGAACUAG
Phanerochaete carnosa HHB-10118-sp is the source of this 2321-nucleotide messenger RNA. RefSeq lists its product as uncharacterized. NCBI's taxonomy places the organism in Eukaryota, Fungi, Basidiomycota, Agaricomycetes, Polyporales, Phanerochaetaceae. The record is from RefSeq and is a predicted model, not a curated record. The transcript is spliced from 9 exons. Bases 295 to 2010 code for a protein of 571 amino acids. Gene Ontology annotation, biological process: secondary metabolic process. Gene Ontology annotation, molecular function: CoA-ligase activity.